CGCGCCCCCCCCCCCUCUCCCCCUCUCCCUCUUCCCAUCUCGGAGGCUUCGUCCCCCCCUCCUUUCCUCCGGCCCCGCAUCCCUUUUCUCCACCCCAAUCCUUCCCAGACGCGCUGACCAUGGGCUGCACGUCGAGCAAGCAGAAAGACCGCAUCACGUCGGACAUCGAUGAUUCACUGGCCGAGAGUGAUGCGCGCGGCGAGCUCAACCUCAAGAUUCUGCUCCUGGGCCCCGGUGAGUCCGGCAAGUCCACCUUCCUGAAGCAGAUCAAGCUCAUCUAUGACAUCAAGCUCACUGAUGUGGAGCUCUCCACUCUGGCCAGCAGUCUCAAGCGCAACACCAUGCAGUGCAUGCAGAUUCUCGUGGACAAGGCCCACCAGUUCGACCUGAGCCUCGGCGUGGACGAGGAGAUCGGCCAGGCCAUCCUCGACUAUGAGCUUGGCGAUGACUCCAACUUUGACGGCACCAUUGCCGAGAUUGUGUCCAUCCUCUGGAAGAACCCCGCCAUCCAGGAGACUUUUAAGCGCCGCAACGAGUUCUGGAUUCUCGAGGCCGCUCCUUACUACUUCGAGAAUGUCCAGCGCGUGGCUUCGCCCGACUUCCAGCCGACCGAGCGCGAUAUCGUCAUGACUCGCGUCGUGACCACUGGCAUCACCUCGACUCAGAUCAACAUCCCCGAGAAGCAGAUGGCCUACACCAUUGUCGAUGUGGGCGGCCAGCGCAAUGAGCGCCGCAAGUGGAUCCACUGCUUCGAUCGCGUCAAGGCGGUCCUUUUCGUCAUCAAUCUGGCCGAUUACAACAACGUCCUCUACGAGGAUACCCUGGUCAACCGCAUGACCGAGGCUGUUCAGCUGUUCGCCACCACCGCCAACAACACCCUCUUCGAGAACACCCCCUUCUUCCUGGUGCUGAACAAGCGCGAUCUCCUGGAGGAGGUCCUGCCCACUCGUAGCAUUCAGACCUGCGAGGCCUUCUCCGACUAUACCGGCGAUCGGAAUGAUGUCAACGGUGUCAUCGAGUUCAUUUCGGCCAAGCUGCGCGGGAUGGUGCACAAUGGCGACCCCGGCCGGGUGCAUGUCCUGCCCAUGUCGGCCUGCCAGCGCUCGGAGAUUGAGACCGCCUGGGAGCUCAUCAAGAAGACCCUCGAGGAGAGCUACUCGGAAAAGCUUGAUGCCUCUCGCAAGUAUCUGGCCGAUCGCGGCCUGGAUGUCGGCCCCAGCCAGUCGUCAACCUGAGUGGCCCUGGGGCUGCCUUGGUGGCAGGACGACUGUGCCUCUCUGGGGCCCCCUCUCUCUCCCUCCCCAGGCAGUGUGUGUGUGCACUGACUCCGGACCACCAGACAGGGCCACCGGCACAGGAGACCGCCCCUGGAGCCCAGGUCUCUCUCGUCCCCCCCCCCCCCCCCCCCUC
Messenger RNA from Fonticula alba, 1410 nucleotides. RefSeq lists its product as hypothetical. The record is from RefSeq and is a predicted model, not a curated record. The transcript has 5 exons. Gene Ontology annotation, molecular function: guanyl nucleotide binding; G-protein beta/gamma-subunit complex binding; GTPase activity. NCBI's taxonomy places the organism in Eukaryota, Rotosphaerida, Fonticulaceae. Gene Ontology annotation, biological process: adenylate cyclase-modulating G protein-coupled receptor signaling pathway. Gene Ontology annotation, cellular component: heterotrimeric G-protein complex. The coding region runs from base 120 to 1235 and encodes 371 amino acids.